Zingiber officinale is the source of this 1296-nucleotide messenger RNA. RefSeq names its product probable E3 ubiquitin-protein ligase RHC1A. The record is from RefSeq and is a predicted model, not a curated record. Bases 190 to 1029 code for a protein of 279 amino acids. The transcript is spliced from 2 exons. Gene Ontology annotation, cellular component: cytoplasm. Gene Ontology annotation, biological process: protein ubiquitination. Lineage: Eukaryota; Viridiplantae; Streptophyta; Magnoliopsida; Zingiberales; Zingiberaceae. Gene Ontology annotation, molecular function: ubiquitin protein ligase activity.
UCCAUGGAAGAAAAGGGAGAUAGCAGGGAGACGAGGAAGACCUCAUUUUCGCUGUUGGUUCCGUCGAUAGGGGUCAAGCCAAUCAGUGAUCUCUCUGCCAGAUCCAGUUCCGAGCGAUUCCUACUCUUCUCGCGACGAUUUCCAUUCCCUUGUGGUAUUGUUUGAGAAGUCAAUAGAAGAGGGUGGAACAUGUCAACCAAUUUAGCGACACACUGGUGUUACCAGUGUAAUCAAAGAGUUCAACCUCGUGAGAGGGACAUGGUCUGUCCCAAUUGUGAUUCUGGUUUCGUGUUAGAAUAUGAUGAGAUGGAGGCUACGAUGAACCACUUUGCUGGAAUGGAUUCUGGUGGCUUUCAGGAUCCGUUGAUCAGGUUGAUGGAGGCAUUCUCUACUUCGAUGAGAGAGGGAAGAGUAGGAAGGAGGCACCAUGGUGGACUCAUGAGAAGACCCUAUGCCAAUUCGAACUUUGGUAUGGAAUUUGGCCCAGGUCCUUGGUUGGUUUUUAGGGGACAAAUUCCAUUUCAUGCGUUUGACGAUCACGGGUUGGAAGUUCUUCUCAAUGGGCAACAGGGUCUUGGAGUCCGACGGGCUGGCAUGUCAGACUAUUUUGUUGGACCGGGGUUGGAUGAACUGAUGGAACAGAUGAUGCAUAACGAUAGGCGUGGUCCACCACCCGCCUCGCAAUCAUCUAUCGAUGCUAUGCCCAUCAUAAAAAUUAACCAAAGACAUCUACAAGGCGAUUCACACUGUCCAGUUUGCAAGGAGAUGUUCGAAAUAGGGUCUGAAGCCCGAGAGAUGCCAUGCAAACAUUUGUACCACUCCGAGUGCAUCAUCCCAUGGUUAGAACAACAUAAUUCCUGCCCAGUUUGCCGAUACGAGAUGCCCACUCUAGGUUCUGGGAGCUGUAGGAGUUCAAGAAGGAACACACAAAGCUCAGGUAGCAGUAGUAGCAGUUCCAGAAACAAUGGACAUCGCCGCAGGAACCUGUUUUCCUACCUGUGGCCCUUCCACUCUUCAAGCUCUAGUUGAACUUGGUCUGUGUAGGCAACCGUUCUGCUCUACUUUUCUCUAUAGUACUAUUGAAUUGGUUGUUGUCGAUAGCCUUAAAUACUGAUAAUCUCUCUGGCCUUGCUGAAGUAUGUUGUAUUUCCAUAAUUUCUAUAUUGUUUAGAGCUCUAAUGAAUUUACUUGCUGAAAAGGAAGUAAUUCAUAACAAAAUAGUCAAGAUUGCCUCUUGCUUUAAAUAUUCAAGUAAAUGCUGUCAGUUUCAAUUAACUCAACAACAUUUUUCUUGUG